Molecule: messenger RNA, 5139 nt
Organism: Tachysurus fulvidraco (yellow catfish)
Lineage: Eukaryota; Metazoa; Chordata; Actinopteri; Siluriformes; Bagridae
Gene: sytl5
Product: synaptotagmin-like 5
Exons: 17
Coding region: 412-2499 (695 amino acids)
Biological process (GO): intracellular protein transport; exocytosis
Cellular component (GO): exocytic vesicle; plasma membrane
Molecular function (GO): phospholipid binding; neurexin family protein binding; small GTPase binding
Source: RefSeq, a predicted model, not a curated record
CCCUGUGUGAAGCACGCGCGGGGGCAGAUGGGGCGGAUGGGGGUAGCCUCGGUCCUCUACGUGCCCAAUAGUAACCGGAACGCCUGGCGCUGAACACACAUGCAAACACCCACAGAGACAAACAUUACACUUAACUCAUUUACUACUCGGCGUAAACCGACAGACGACACGGACAGUAUGGCUGCAGUCUUACGUGGAUGAAAAAGAGCCAGUAAAACCUCUCAGCAAGACUUCGAGCUCUUCAAACCCCAAGAUGAAUCACUCGACCCAAUCACGCUCUGUAGUGGCCUUUCACACCGAGGACUCUCAUGGCCUGCGUUAAAAAUUUGCUUCUUAUUGGAUAUGUGCACCGGACAAUCUGACUAUCGGAGCCCCAGUGAUUAAGCACAGCGAUUGGACAACUGAAGUGCCAUGGCGAAGACAACAGAAAGCCUGAACCUUUCCUUUCUACAGGAACACGAGCGAGAAAUGAUCCUCAGUGUGCUGCAAAAAGACGAGAAACUCCGCAAACGAGAGGAGAAGCGCAUCAGAAAGCUGAAGAACGAGCUUUUGGAGCUGAAGCGUCGUGGUCGACGUGGUAACCCGGAGCAGCGGGAGUGUGGCGUGUGCCUGCGUGCUCUGGGUCUGAUCCUCCAGAGAGGCAGUGUGUGUUAUGAGUGUCACCGUCGUGUCUGCAGCUACUGCACAGCCAUGCCCUCGAAAAGCAGCAAUCCCAAGUGCAUUGUCUGUGCCAAAUCAGCGGAGCUGAAAGUAGUCACAGGCGAGUGGUUUUUAGAAGAACGUGCCAAGCGAUUUGAACGCAUGACAAUCCCUUACAGUGACGUCGUCAAACAGUCCAUCCUCACAAGUGUUCCAGAUGGACGUUCUGACCAGAAGAAGCUUUCCCCGUCAGGACUGGACCGGCCAGCAACGCCUCAGUCUGAGCGGUCAGCUUCGCCCCAGUCUGCCAAGAGUGUUGGCCGGUUCUUAGGCAAGAGGAAAGGGGCCAGACCAGUGGCUGUGGAGUCAUCGGGGUUACCGACAACACCGAAUAACCUGCGCUCACACCCAGGCCGAUCACCGUUACAGGCUGAAGGAAGAAAAAGGCCCGAUGGGGCUGAGAGUGUAUGCAGCGUCCACAGCAGUGACAGUAUUCCUGAAAAGAUCAGCACUGGAGGGAAACGAAAAGGCUCAGGCACACCCUCUAUCGCUGUGUCCAGAGCCUCUUUUUCAUCAGACCGCAGUCGCUCCGAGAUCGAUCUAAGUAAUCUUGGUGACGGGUUUAGUAGCGACUCCCUUCCUGGCCGCUGCCGCUCAGUUCCCGGGCUCAAUGAUGCCGACUCGGAUGAAGACAUUGAUGCCCUGAUGUCUGCUCAUUACAAAACCAGCCGCAGUGUCAGCAGCGCUCAAUCUGUGUCUUCUACUCCAGGCUCACAGCGAAAGUGGGGUUACCUUAACGUACCCGACUCGGAUGCUGAGACUAGCAGUCUGAACAGUAUUAUGAGCGUGUACAGUGAGAUGGGUGACUACGGCAAUGCGCGGGUUUCCGGAGAGAUCCUGCUGAACAUCUCCUACAGCUAUAAAACAGGAGCACUCAACGUUCUAGUGCGAGAGUGCCGCUGCCUAGCAACCGGAGACGACAGAAGACAGCGAACUGACCCUUAUGUCAAAACCUACCUCUUACCAGACAAGUCACGCCAGAGCAAACGAAAAACCAGCAUCAAAAGCAACACCACCGACCCAAUAUUCAACGAGAACCUGAGGUAUGUGGUGAGUCAUUCCCAGCUGGAGACACGCACUCUACAGGUUUCUGUGUGGCAUCAUGACCGCUUCGGACACAACACCUUCUUAGGAGAGACCGAGCUGACCUUUGACUCCUGGGAAUUUGACAAACAGAUAGAGGAUUGGUUCCCGUUACAGCCCAGACAGGCUGAGUGUGCUACAGAGUCCCUGAUGCAGUAUAAGGGUGAGCUGACUGUGGUGCUUAAGUACAUCCCUGCAGAGAGGAACCUUUCACUGCCACUGGACCAAAUACAAGUGAAAAGGGGAUUUCUGAAAGGGAAGAAGAGUAUCACUCUGCCAAAAGGAGGUAUGGUUGAGCUGCUGGUUAAAGAAGCCAAAAACCUAACAGCUGUCAAAUCAGGCUCCUCUGAUCCAUUUGUCAAAGGGUACCUGCUGCCUGAUGACAAAAAGAGUACAAAACACAAGACUGCAGUGGUGAAGCGUUCGGUGAACCCACGCUGGAAUCAUACUUUCACCUACUGUGGUUUGCAGCACAGUGACCUGGACAGCGUGUGUCUGGAGCUCACUGUCUGGGACAAAGAGCCACUCGCCAGCAACGUCUUCCUUGGAGGAGUGCGACUAGGAGCUGGGACGGGUCUGAGCUAUGGGAAGGAAGUGGACUGGAAUGACUCCCAUGGUGAGGAGCAGCGACUAUGGCAACGCAUGAUCGACAACCCAGAGGUUCCACAGGAGUGCACGCUAAUGCUGAGGUCCACAAUGGCCAAGAGAUUAACGUAGAGACAGAGGUGCAGACGGAUAGAUACGUGUCUCGCAAUAUUCAUCAAAAGCUACUGCUCCUUGUCACCUUAUAGAAAAGUGCACUUCGCAAACACAUAUAGAUGCUACAUAAUGAUACACACAGAAAUAUUGUCCUCGACAUUAGCCUUGAUCACUGCAUUUUGAGAGACAGACAAUUACAUACAUGACCUCUUGCUGUCUAUAUGAACACUCCAUCCUUCCUCACUGUGUCUCUUUACUGCACAAGCAUGCAUCGUAUAUGCACAAAUAUAUCACAACACACAACUUCUCCCAAGAACAUAGCUGUAAAUAAAACAAAUCCUAUCUUAAGCACAGACACAAAACUUGCUCACACACAUGGAGACAUAUUUCUGAAGGCACACACCAUUCUAUUCAAAGUGCACAGCAAUUAGAUAAACUAUAAACAGCAAAGCACGCUCACUGCCACUCUCAUAUAGAUAACAAAAAGACAAUUCUGCUUCGAUUGCAUAUUUUCUUGUGAGGAAUCUGUUUCCUGUGCUGUUGUAGCGAUGAGACCGAAAUCAAGCACACCUCAAUGGUUCAGUACAUGUCUCUCCAGUAGUGCAUGCUUGAAGCAGCGUUCAUUGAGCAUUAGAUGUGUGCUGCUCUACCUCAGGCUGUCUUCGUGUCCAGAGUAAUAGUGGGCGAUAUGACUAAAAUAUCAUAACACUGCAUUUAAAGACAUUUGUGUAAUACAUGAUACAUAUCAAUAUAUAGAUUCGCUAACAAACUGCCAAAACACAAACAAAACAGUAAAACUUGGAUAAAAAUGGAUAAAUGAUACUAUUCUUUAAUGUCUAUACGUGAAAACAAGUGUCGUUUGCUCGUUCUUCCCGUCCAGAUAAGUGUUUUUUUAGGUUCACCGGUGUCCAUUUACUUCCUAAAUACAUGGCAGUAACUAAAUCGGCUAUAUUGCUCUGAGGUGAGAAUGAGUGUGUGAGUGUGUGUGGAUGGUACCUUGAUGGUCUGGGACCCAGUUCAGAGCGUCUUUUUGCCUUGUGCCCAAUGUUCCCAGAUGGAACAGAAUAAAACAUAUACAGAGGAUGAAAGGAUUAAAAUGAGAAAUGAUUUAAUUCUGUAAAAGUUAUGGCACCAACCCAAAAGCUUCCAGUCGGUUUAGGAUCGUUAUAUAAAAUGGUGUAAAUGUUAGAAAAAGAAUUGUUAUGGCUGAUUGGUGUAUAAAGUUGCCACGCUGCCCAGGCCAAGUCCAGAGGUAUCCAGCCAGGAUGAUUUAUGUCAAUAUUUAAAAAUCUGAGUGAAUGAAUGAAUGAAUUAUGUGGACACUCCUGUGUAAGAUUUUAGAGACAUUUGCACAAAGUACAAACGUACUUCGGUCAAGUCAGGUAGAUCAUUAUCAAACUGUUAAUAUAAGCAUAUAAUGUGAUGAAAUACUGUGCCUUGAAAAUCAUACAAGACUCUACACAACCUGCACCUACAUUAAGUAAAAAUAAUAAGACAAAGGUAAGACAAAAUCAUUGUGAGAUUGUAGAAUUACAGCAAAAUGUGCAGUAAAAUACUACAACGUCACAGAAUGGUGCAGGUAAUGACAUUGUACACACAAACCAAAUGCACAGAACAGCAGGAGGGUGAACUAAAUGGCACACUCUCAAUGGUUGUGAAAAAUGUGCGAUAACAUGAGAAACCAACAUACACAGCAGAAUGCACAGGUACAGAAGGAUCAAUCUGCUACUGAAGAUCUUGCAGAAUUUAGUUAGAGCUCCGCUACUUGGGAUCGCUGGUUCACUAGCCAUUAUUAUCAAAAUUAUUUAUUAUUGUUCUUCAUAGUUUUUACCCAUUUGACUGGCCACUUCAAUAACAGUAAAAUAAUAAUAAUAAAUUAAUAAUUUCAUCAUAGACCUAAUGUGUUUAAUCAGUAGAAUGCUUAGGAGUAAAAAGUUACGAGGUUCCAAUAAAUGAACAAAAUAUUAUGGCAUAUUUUUAACAAUUAGUUAAAUCAUGCUUGUAAAGGUUCUCUGAGUUUUCCACCUUAAAAGGUCCCUGGCUGUAAAAUGUUUGAGAAUGCCUGCUUUAGAUAAUCAGUCAUUAGAUCACCUUGAUACUGGAACAGCUCUGUUGGGUUAAAGUAUCUAAAGUAACUUCUGUAGAAAGUUUCCAGAAAGAUAGAUGGUGAUCUGCUAGUUCUUCUAGAUUAUAUAGAAAAAUCGAGUCAUGUUUUAUUUUAUUUUCAUGUUGUUGUUUUUUUAAAUAUAAAGGCUGGUGACGAAGCACUGACCUUUGGAUCCUAAGAACAGUUUCCAUGUUGGAGAUUUGACUGAGGUUAAAGAAGAUAUGAUGAACAAGCUGCCAUUUAUAUCGUUAGUUCUUCAUUCCUGUAUGUAGCGGUGAGCCUUAUAAACAAGAUAAGACAUCACUUCUAAAUAAACACUGGUGUCACAUUUGCCUGCUUAGUGUUUAUAAGACAUCCUGAGUAGCAAGAUAUGACUUCUAUGUGUUAAAUGUUAAGUCGGUGUGUUUGUUGCCUGACUGUAAAGCAUGUUCAGUGUGUAUGUCUGCAUUGUCAGCUCUGAGCAGGAAGAUUGCUCAGGGAUCUGCUAACAGAGCUUGUUUAUGCAUCUUUAGAUACCCUUAGGCAGUAAACAAUAAACUAUAUUAACCUCA